UUGCCCAGACCUGCUCCACUAUUACAAAAAUACAUGUUUGUUCCUUGUGCUUAGGUUCACUAAGACACAAAAUAACAACAACUUUGCAGACAUGUUGAAACUUUCUGAAAAAGCGAACGAGCAAACGGGGACUAAAAUUCUCCUGGACGCCAUAACAAACGACAAAAUUCACUUGGCGAGGUUUAUCUUGGACGCUCUCGACGGGAAGAUUAUUAACGCUAGGACAGAAAGAGCUCAGACCCCUCUUAUCUCUUCUGUUCUAUUACCCGAUACACAAACGAGAUCUAAAUUUAUGAAGCUUUUGCUACAAAGAAAGGCGGACGUAAAUUGCCAAGACGAAACCGGACGUACUGCUUUAAGUUAUGCUUGUGAAAGAGGAUACCUGGACGCGGUGAAAAUACUAGUUCAGAAUAAUGCUGACCCUGAGCUGGUAGACAUGUGGGGGAACACCGCUCUGAUUUACGCUGCAGUGACCGGACAUUCCCCCGUGGUAGAAUUUUUAGUGCGGGCGUUCAAAAGAUUGGGUCUUAAUAUUGACCGACCAAAUCGGGUUGGCAACUCUGCAGUUGAAGUGGCUAAGUACCUGGGACACAAAGACUGUUUUCUCGCCCUGACGAGCAAUGCCAAGAAAUCUCAUGAGAAUGAAACCUGUAAUUGGAAAGAGCCGCUACAGAGUCAAUCGCAUGAUAAUAUAUGCGAAGAAAGGUUGGAGAAAAAGUUAUCCAACUCCUUAAUAGUAAAGGAAAAACAAGAUAAUCACGUAUACCCAUCAAUCCAGACAAGAAGUGCGCUUACAGCGAAUGAGGCUUUAGAUAUUGGAAGUUUAGAUCGAAAAAAGUCUCCAACUUUCGGAAAUCAGUCGGAAUCUAUGGAAUCAAUAGAUGAGGCUGAUGGAGAAAGUGGAAGCUCUCUUGAUUGCCAGGGUCUCGUCUUUUCCAGUGUUCUUACUCCAAGGCCUCGGGUGCGCUCAUUGAGUGUUCAAUAUGCCAGUACUAACCAGAAGCAAGGGGAGAACAAAAACAAUAUUCACCCCUAUCUACCACCUUUUUCACAAACCUCGGAUCUUCGCAUUUCAGCUAUUAAUUCUACAAACCCAAACAAAAACAAGCACAGGAGUGUUGGUCUAGCGUGCCUUGAUACCACAGUACCAAUCUCGAGCCCUUUCUCCAGCUCUCUGGGUAUUUUGCUUACUCCCAUUGCAGCAGCGAAAGUUGGUAAAAAGGAAACAGAAGAUGAAAAACCUAAAAAAGCAGCCUUUGACUUGGGCAUUAGACGAUUUCAUGAAAGUUAUUAUCUCAAAAGAUGCAGCUUACCAACGAGUGCCUUAACCCCAGCACCACCUGAUCGGUUGAUGUUGCCUUUAUUCAAACCCAAAGGUUUUCCGAGAAACAUACCUGCAACCAUCACAGAUUGCUCCAACACCGUUUCGCCAACGGCUUCAACGACUUUUACAGUCCUGGGUAACAAACUGUUCCGGCGAUUCACUUUUCCCGAGUUAAAAAAAACUACCAAAGGCUUGCAAAGGAAUGAAUGCGCUGAUGCUUCGGGUGGCAGUCCUGAGUCAGUCAUGCGGGGUCUGCCGAGGUCUGAGACUUUUCCCAUGAGCAAGAACCACCCUCAGGUGGGAAGUAAACCAAGCAUCGACAGUAUCAGUGCUGUGAAGUGCGAAUUCGAGUUUCACCAUUAAAUCACUUCCUCGUGAAUAUUUUCUUAAUCUAAGGUAAAUGCACACAUUAAAAAACAACAACAACCGAUUUCCUAAGGAUGAGUAUCAAACCCAUGGCGGCUUACUGUGUUUUUAAGUUAAGGAAUCUGACGUGGUCAUUUACAGUAUUAAAUGUACUGUAUUUUACAAUGGGAAAUUAGUAUUUGUGUUCAAGAUAGACUGCAGUAUUAUUGUUUUAGUGUUAUACGUUGAUCUGUAUAUUUAAACCAUUUGAAUCAAAAAUGUCUUAUUUUUAACAUGAUGCCAUAUCUCUUCAUUUGGAAAACAAUACGGAUCAGUCGCUUAACUGCAAUGUACAGUAAGUGAAACGAUGCCUCUGUUGACAAGCAGUUCCUGUUGACACUGUGCUUGUAAUGUAGGUUCACUGUCGGUUUAAAUACAGUAUGACGUGUUUUAUA
Lepisosteus oculatus (spotted gar) is the source of this 2124-nucleotide messenger RNA. NCBI's taxonomy places the organism in Eukaryota, Metazoa, Chordata, Actinopteri, Semionotiformes, Lepisosteidae. The record is from RefSeq and is a predicted model, not a curated record.